Messenger RNA from Lineus longissimus, 1089 nucleotides. RefSeq names its product EEF1A lysine methyltransferase 2-like. Gene Ontology annotation, molecular function: protein-lysine N-methyltransferase activity. The coding region runs from base 144 to 812 and encodes 222 amino acids. Gene Ontology annotation, cellular component: cytoplasm. The transcript has 6 exons. The record is from RefSeq and is a predicted model, not a curated record. NCBI's taxonomy places the organism in Eukaryota, Metazoa, Nemertea, Pilidiophora, Heteronemertea, Lineidae.
AUGUGACCUCUGACCCGUCCAGUCAAUCAUGACGGGCCAAUCAUGAUGUGGGAUCGGGAUUGGUUCCACAAAUUGCGGGCCACUCUGUGAUCAAAAGAGUGGUUGAGGCAACACAUUCAAGAGGUUCUUCGUUUGUGUUUGUGAUGAGUGAUGAAACUGAUCUUGUUCCAUCACAGCUUGGAACAAAAGAAUAUUGGGAUGGAGCAUACUCAACCGAGCUAAAGAACUUUAAAGAACUUGGAGAUGUUGGAGAAGUUUGGUUUGGUGAAGAAACUUUAGCUAGAAUGGUGAGAUGGCUUGAGAAGUCUGAGAUUCCACGUGAUAGUAGCAUUCUUGAUGUCGGUUGUGGAAAUGGCAUGUUUCUGGUCGAGUUGGCCAAGGAGGGCUUCACCAAUCUGACAGGCGUUGAUUAUUCCAUGGGAGCGAUAGAGCUUGCCAAGUUGGUCUCCAUUGGAGAAAAAGUCGACAUCAAUUACGAGCAAGCUGAUCUACUUGAAGAUCUGUGGGACACCUCCACUGCCUCCCUAAAGCGUCACUACGACGUCUGUGCAGACAAGGGCACAUAUGAUGCUGUCUGUCUCAACCCUGAUGAUGCCAAGCAGAGGAGGAACAUCUAUAUCAAGAACAUUCAUCAGCUGUUGAACAGCAACGGUUACUUCAUCAUCACAUCCUGUAACUGGACUGAAGAUGAACUGAGAUGGCAUUUCUCUGAAGGCUUCUCCGUCCACAAGGUGAUACCUAUUCCCAAAUUUACAUUUGGAGGAAAGCAGGGCCAGACAACAACAACAAUCAUCUUCCAUAAGACUUCAUGAGAAGAUGGUGUUCGCGCCGAGCAGCUGCUGUUGAGGAAAGAUUGAACUUCUGCCAGUCGGCGGAGACUUAUGCCUUUAUUCUGAGAAAUGUCCCCCACCAGUUGUGGUCAUGGUCCUUGCAGGAUGUUGUCUCCCUGAUGAAGGAGAUGAGUGUAAUGGAGUUGGGACUGAAACGAUAAAAAGAAUAUUCUUUUCAGUAAAAAAUGUGUCUUGUUAAAAUGAUAACUUGGCGAGAUGGAGCAAGUUGUUCAAAUAAAGUUGUUGGAAGAAUGUGUAA